Arxiozyma heterogenica is the source of this 3492-nucleotide messenger RNA. RefSeq lists its product as uncharacterized. Lineage: Eukaryota; Fungi; Ascomycota; Saccharomycetes; Saccharomycetales; Saccharomycetaceae. Bases 1 to 3492 code for a protein of 1163 amino acids. Gene Ontology annotation, cellular component: nucleus. The record is from RefSeq and is a predicted model, not a curated record. Gene Ontology annotation, biological process: subtelomeric heterochromatin formation. The transcript has a single exon.
AUGGUCUUAUAUAAAAGUGAACCAGUCUCGAUUCCCAUCACAAACCCUGUCUCUUCAAUUUCGCAUGAUCAAAUUUGGUCAAUUAGCGAAACUGGAGAACGGUUUGUAGAAUAUGCACUAUAUUUAAACAGGUUAGAUUUCUAUAAUAGGAAACAAUUCGAUGCAGAGUUGUCCUCCGAUCACAAUUUAACAUUUUUUGAUGCUUUAAAUAUUGAUAUUCAAAACCUUAAAAAAAUCUUUGAUCUAAUACCUAGUGAGUUACAAUCUACUUUGGCUAAAUAUGUUUAUCAACUAAAAACUUAUAAUUUGUAUCAGUUGAUAACAAGUGUUAAACAUUUGUUAUAUGAUAAAAAUAGUAAUCAGGAUACUUUUUCUAUCGGAGAUACAGUCGUGUUACUUAAUGAUUCUGUGGAAUUGGACAAAGACACAAAUUGUUUUUCUAUCAAGCAAAAACAGACCUUUGACGAACUUAAAGACGCAAUUACUGGCGAUGUUUUAGUGCCUAAAUAUUAUAAAUACUUAAUUGAACAGGUUUCAUCCAAUGCACAUAAUCAUGGUGAUGACAAUAAGAGUAACUCAGAGUAUAUUGUUGAUGGGUCAAUGAUUAAAAGAAAAAAUGAAUUAUCAGAAUCUAAUGAGCUUUCUACAUCGAAUAUUACCAAUAAUAUUGAAGAUUCAUUAAUCGAAUCCUUUAUCAGAUUAUUAUUUUGCAAUUCAAAUUCUGAUUUAUUAAAUGCAUUAAAAAUGAAAAAUAUUCGUCUCUACAAUGAAAUAAUUAAUUGGAAUCAAUUAAAUCAGCCAAGUAUACCAAUACUUACUUUUGAUAAACCAGCAACUUUUUUUUUUCCGACCCUACUCUCUUCCUCUUCUUCUUCACUGGCGAAAAAAUCAUUAGAUAAUACUCAUGAUGCAAAUAUACAAUUAAAUCAACAGCUCGAUAAAGGUUUAAUUGAGCAGAUUAUCAUAAAGGAUGAUUUUUCUAUUCCCUUUGUCGGUAUUACCAACUAUUUCGAUGAUUGUUUCUAUUUCAACGAUCAACUAGAAAAUGUUUCUGUAUCAUCAAUCAACAAUCCCCUAAAGGAUAACUUUACACCAACUAAUACAAAUAAUCCAAUUAAUAAAUUAAUCGAAGUUUAUCAUUUUUUACUGGCCUUCCAUCAAGUGUUACACCUCACUCUUUUCAACUUAGAUGAUUUGAUCACUUCCAUUAAAUGUACAGAUCCUUUUGAAUUGUCUGGUGAGAUAGUCAAUAUUCAGAUAAAUCAGUUCUCAGAGAAUAAGCCACAGGUUCAAAGGAGUCAAUGGGUAAGAAACCAUAUUAUUAGAGACUUUAUCAAUUCUAAAAAUGAUAAGUCUGUUCAGAACUAUGUAACAUAUGAGAUUUUGUCGAAUAUUCCAGCAAGUAAUCAAAAACUGGAAGCUAUCGGGACCAAUGGGAUGAGAUUAUAUAUUACUAUCAUUAUAUCUUUAUUAUCGUUAGUCAUUGAUGAAGAAGGCCAAUGGAGAUGUCAAAUUGUGGAAGAAUGGUUCGAUAAUAAUGAUAUUGAUGAUAAUGAACUAACGUUAGAUUCCAAAUUAUCGAACAUUUUAAAUUAUAAUGGUAUUAAUUGGGCAGAAAGAUUGUCGAAAAGAGAGUUUCGUAAUGGUUAUUGGUUGAUUAUUUUAUUGGGAGUCUUGCAAGAUAGCAUGCAUAUAUCAAAGUAUACAAGGAUUGUAAUGAAUUUUACUGAAAAAAUUGUGCCUGAAAUGUUGGAUGGUAAUGUUCCUAAAAAUAUCUUCUUCAAUUUUUGUAAAAAACUGACUAUUUCAGAGAAAGUUGAUAUACUUUGGGUCUUGACGGAUAUUCUAGCAAAUUAUUCAGAUGACAUUAAGAAAUGGAUUAAUGGUGUACCAAAGUUAGUCAAUGAAAUUAGAUAUGAAAGAGGAAGGCUAGUAAAAUAUCAGACUGCAGAAUUAUCAACAUUAUCUGAAUGGGAACCUAAAUUGGAAAUAUUUAAAGGUAACACAAACUUAGAUUCCAACCUGGUUAAGACUAUGGAGAUAGAGAUUGAUAAUAUUAAAAAUAAUAUGAAAAAAUUCACUUCGGAAAUAGAAGGUCUAGAUUAUAUGAUAAGAAAUUAUGAGGGUGAAAAUGUGCAAUUUUUAGGUGUUGAUAGAUUUUGGAAUAGGUUUUAUUGGAUAAACAAAAAAGAGCAUGACAAUAUUUUUGAAAAAUCGGUUGAUAUGGAUUCUUUAUAUUGUUGUGGCAGAUUAUGGAUACGAGGUGGGUUACCAGAAAGAGUAAAGUCUUUGUUAAACAUCACAACAGAACAAUAUGAUAAAUGGAUUGAACUGGCUCAAACUAAGGGAAAAGCAUAUGCUACCAAAGAGGUAUUUGGUGUAUAUCGUGAUUCUUCAGGUACUUAUUAUAGUGUGGAAAAUGAGGUCCAUGUGGAAAUAUUUUCAUUGAAAGGCCUAAUUGUUGGUGAUUAUAAACUUUCUAAUAUUCAACAAAAAAUUGUCACUGAGGGUCCAGAGAAUUUGCUACUAAAUUCUAAUGAAUGGUACUUUAUUAAGGAUGUUUCUUCAAUAAGAAAAAUGUUAUAUAAUAUGAAUAUAGGUGGAUUUAGAGAAACAAAACUUUAUACCAAAAUACUCUCAUUGUUACCCGAAAUUUUAACUUCUUUUGAGAUCAAAAAUAAUGUGUCUGGUAUUGAUACUUUUGAUAUAAUAGAAAAGGAAAUUUUAAAGGAGCUACAAAAAUAUGAAUGUAAUGAAGAUGAAUUGAAAAACUUGAGAUACUUAAAUGAAAAUGACUAUAACAAGGGUAAUAAAGAGAUGAUAAUUAUUAAAUCUCAUGAAUAUUUGGAAAAAUUAGCCCAACAGAUAAAUUUGGUGCACGAUACAAAACUUACCAAGAGGUUGUUACAACGUUUAAAAAAAUUAGAAUAUAGAAGAAGACUAUUUUUUGAGGAACAGGGCACUAAAACAAAUAUAAAUUACAUUGGUAUCAGCACACUGAAUUAUUUGGAACAAGCAGACGUUAAUGUGAUAGCCAAUAAGAAACUUCGAAAGCAAAUGGAUCUUCUAACAUAUCUUUUAAAUUAUAAACAUUUUAAAGGUAUUGAAACUUUAACUAAGUGGAGGAAUUCUAGCGAUGUAUUGACAGCGAUAAAUGGCAAAAUACAGGUAGAGUCACUUGUUGUAGAGGAUUUAUUGAAUCAAAUACUACAAAAAAUUAAAUCUAACAUUACAUCAAAUGAUUGGGUUCCGACUAAGAUGGAUGCAUUCUUGCAAUUGGAGACUAUGUCACAAGGGGUUCAAUCUGUUAUUCAACAAGAACAAAUUCAACAAAUUACCACGACUACAAAUGAGGUAGCAUCUGGCAUGCAAAAUAUCGUACAAAGUGGGACAAAUGUGUCAGAUAUUCAAAGUGCAAAUGCAAAUACAAAUAUAAAUACAAAUACAAACAGUAACAACAGUCUUAUUGUAAUUGAUGGUACGGUGAAGUAA